Melanaphis sacchari is the source of this 578-nucleotide messenger RNA. Its product is annotated as 60S acidic ribosomal protein P2-like. Gene Ontology annotation, biological process: cytoplasmic translational elongation. Lineage: Eukaryota; Metazoa; Arthropoda; Insecta; Hemiptera; Aphididae. Gene Ontology annotation, molecular function: structural constituent of ribosome. The coding region runs from base 131 to 529 and encodes 132 amino acids. Gene Ontology annotation, cellular component: ribosome; cytosolic large ribosomal subunit. The record is from RefSeq and is a predicted model, not a curated record. The transcript has 4 exons.
UUAUUUUUUUACAAAUCCUAACUCCAAAAUCUCUCUACUCUAUGUCUAUAGCAUCUUAGUUUAGACACUUCGUUUUCCACUUUUUUGCCAGCAGCCAGUUCACGUUUCGUGUCCAACAGACUUAAGUAAAAUGCGUUACGUGGCUGCCUACCUGUUAGCUUCCCUCAGUGGAAAAGAACCAUCCAAUGAUGAAAUUGAAAAGAUCCUAAGUUCUGUCGGUAUUGAAUCUGACACAGCUAAAGCUAGUCUAGUUCUCAAAGAACUGAAGGGCAAAAACGUCGAUGAAGUUAUCGAGAGUGGCAGGUCUAAAUUGGCAAGUGUACCAACUGGUGCUGCCGUAGCCACAUCUGCUGGAGCUGGAGGAGCAGCACCAGCAGCUUCUGAGGAAAAAGGUAAGAUUAUUUUUUUAUUAGUUGUUUUAUCAUAUAGUUUUUCACUUAAUUUUAUUUUUGCUGACAAGAAAGAAGAAAAGAAAGAAGAAUCCGACAAUGAAUCUGAUGAUGAUAUGGGCUUUGGACUGUUCAACUAAGAUCAAGAUAUUCUCCUGGCUGUUUUUUGUAUUUCAGAAACUGAUGGUU